CUCCAGGAAUCACGUGACUCGAAGCGGCACAUCUUAAUGACGUGCUCUGUGUUUUGGUUCCUAGUAGAAACAUCGCUGUAGGCCUCUCAUUCAAAGGUUUGUUCCCUGAUAUCUGUGGAGAUGAACAAAAACAAGGCGAGCGGAGUGUCAUGGGUGAAACCAGCGGAGCCUUCUUUCCUGAAGAAGUUUAAAAACGACGUCGGGUACAAAGAAGGGCCGAAUGUUGACACUAAGCGUCAGGAGAUGCCGACACUGGAUGACGACAGCGGGAGUGAUAAAGAGGACGAGCUACCUCAGGUUGUGGUCCUGAAAGGUGGAGACCUGACGGCAGAUGAGGUGAAGAAGAUCAAGGACGAUAUGCGUGGGGGCGAAGGCACAGAGAAAGACGACGAGCCGCCUCCUGAUGGCAAAAUCCUCUUCAAGAAACCAGCGAAGCGCUCCUCCUCAGACAAAUUCCAGGGCAUCACCGCCAGCUCCAGCAAAAAGAAGAAGAGUGAGGGAGGAGAGAAAGAGAAAGAGAAGGAGAAGGAGAAAGAAAAGGAGGAGGAGGUGGGGGAGAAGAAGGAGGCAAAGUCUGGAAAGAAAGUGAAAAACAACAGUCUGCUGUCGUUCGGAGGAGACGAGGAAGAGGAGGACGACUGAAUGUUACUGAAGAAACGUAAGACUGUCAUUCACCUCUGCCACUGAGAGGAAUCAAAGAUGUUUGAACGUUGACAGUAAACCAUGACAUCAUAGCCCACAUGUUAAACACAUUAUUUGAGUUCAUCUCAUGACGCAGCGCCUCCAUCCAGUAGUUGACUUUCAGUACGUUUGCAUGUCUUCGCCCAUCGACUACAAACAGCGUGUUCCUUAUAUUACUGAUGAGUGUUUCAUUUUGAUUCUGCUGUAAAGAUCAGCCUGUACAGAAGUCUGGACUGGCUGAAUAGGAAAUCCAUCAGAUGUUUAUAUAUCUUCAUUUUCUAGACUCCCAUAAUGUUUGUUCAGGAGUUCAGGAACUACUUUCAGCUCCAGACGGUUCAUUCAAGGACACUCAGAGAUCCUCAGAUCCAUAGUUUGCUUUGCAGAAACAACGAAGGCUGAACAGGCCGAGGAAAAUAAUCAUGUUCUGACCAAUACUGCGCUUCUAGGGAUGUUCUUCAGUGUGUAAAUUGUCAGUCAUUGAAAGGAAAUUUAAAUUCAGACUAGCUACAAGUCAAAAGGUCAGAGAACCCUCCAGAAAAAGACGUUUAAAUCAAGCACAAUUCAUGUAACACGGCUAAAUAUGGGAUCACAGAGUCUGCAUCUUUUUAGAGUGAGGACACGUUAGCAGGGCGAGCACCACCAGCGUCCAGACCCCUCUGCAGGUUAACGUCUGCAUGCCUGUGUCUGUUACCAGUUAACCAGACACAACUUUUAUACAACUUGAUCUGCAUUUUCUAAAUCAAAAGUGUGCCGCGCUACGAGAUCAGAGAGUCAUGACUCGUUUAACCAACUAGUAAGUUUGGUGUCAACUAGCGAGGAUGACGUGACGUUCAAACGCUGCAUCCUUCGUCCACACAGGAUCACACGAAUUAAGUGUUUUGAUUUCUUUCAGAGCUACGUAAAGUCGUGAUUCUUCUCUGACGAAUAAUCCUCGGUCUAGACGCCCGCAUGCAGAGACCGUACAGGUGUCUCUGCAUCGUGGAAACUUACCUUUAACUAUCUUGAUCACGUCUGUUAUCACGAUAUUUCUAUUCAUGAGGUCAAAAAUAAAGGGACAACACAGAACGCUAAUGGAUGUUGCAUAAAAAUGAGAGUUAACUGUCCCCUGUGACAAAUAUUUACAGGUGUACAUACUGGUAGAAAUGUUCAUAUCUGCAGUUAAUUUUUAAAGCUUCAUGGAUUGAUAAUUUCUACAUCCCUUCUAAAGAGUGUCUCAAAUAUCCAAAGUGCUAAUGAAUGCUCCUACAGCAAGGUUUUUAGGUUCAAUAUGUCCUAAUGUGAACUCAUUUGUGCUGAAAAUGGAGAACAAUAUUCACCUUGUUCACCUGGCUCAACCUAACUUACAGUCUCUGCAGACAGAGAGUUUGUAAAGACUUCAUAUCUUGAAAUAUUGAGCCGUCCGUAAGCUUUACUUUGUUUUCAUGUAGACGUGUACUGAACUGACACCUACGUGAAAAGCUUUUGUGAACACUCUGUCUGUUUCCUUUUUCAGAAGUGAUUAAUGGAUCCACGUUUUUUGAGAGUUCUGCAAAGACGAACAGAUACGAGACCCGAGCUGAACUCCUAUGGUGCUUUUAAAUCUUUCGGUGAAGGUUUAAUAACUCUGAGCAAACUAUGCAACUUAAUCUGACACAUGAAAACCAGGCAACACCAGGUCAAAAAACUAGUUCUGGAUUAUUAUCUACGCAGACAACUCAACACCAGGGUAGUCAGAACAAGUUCAGCACAUUUUUACAGUUAUGAGACAUUUACUCUCUUUUCUUUUGCCCGUGUGUUCAUGAAACAUCUUCAAGUUCAAAUCUCCAAAUGACUGGUCCUCCUGAGUUUCUGUGCCUUCCAUUUCAGGAAACAAUAAAGCAAUAUCUCCAUGACAAAGCUGCAGGUCCCACAGGAUGUCGUCACACCGCUCAGACAUGUUAAGAUGCGUGUUAUCUUCUUCCCUUCAGUUUGAAUCAUCAUCAUCUCCUGAUCAUGUAGAGUUCCCCGUAGAGUCAUCAGAGCUGUACUCGUGUUUGUUCGUAACGUGGAGGUGCUUCUCGUAGAAUUUUGAAUACAUUCAAUGAAGUGUUGGAUGUAUGAAUAUAUUCUAGCUUCGGCAAAGGAGCUGUACAUUUCUGUAGAACAAUGCAUUCUUGAUAAUGCUGUUGUAUGAUUUUUAAAACGUGAUUUUUUUAUUUUGUGUAUUUUUAGAGUGUUUGUGGCUGUGACAUUUUAAAUAUAAAACAUUAAAUUUAACUGUUCAACAUC
Notolabrus celidotus (New Zealand spotty) is the source of this 2928-nucleotide messenger RNA. RefSeq names its product KIAA1143 ortholog. The transcript has 3 exons. NCBI's taxonomy places the organism in Eukaryota, Metazoa, Chordata, Actinopteri, Labriformes, Labridae. Bases 121 to 642 code for a protein of 173 amino acids. The record is from RefSeq and is a predicted model, not a curated record.